This is a messenger RNA of Solea senegalensis (Senegalese sole), 3641 nucleotides long. RefSeq names its product zinc finger protein 365 (gene znf365). Gene Ontology annotation, biological process: telomere maintenance; regulation of double-strand break repair via homologous recombination; regulation of DNA strand resection involved in replication fork processing. Gene Ontology annotation, cellular component: centriolar satellite. The record is from RefSeq and is a predicted model, not a curated record. The coding region runs from base 160 to 1551 and encodes 463 amino acids. The transcript is spliced from 6 exons. Lineage: Eukaryota; Metazoa; Chordata; Actinopteri; Pleuronectiformes; Soleidae.
UACAAACUGAGGCUAACAGGGCGCUGCUAACUGAAGCUGUUUGAAUGAAUGAAUGAAUGAAUGAAUGAGAGCGUGUGAGCGUGGGCACCUGCUGCUGUGUUCAUACACAGUGAUGAAGAUGAAGACUCCUUACAGUCACGGUCUCGUCGCUGUAGAGUGAUGCAGCACAAGUUCUGUUCCAGAGACUCUGGUUCUUUCCUCUUGGACAGGACCGGCCCGGCCUGCGGCGCCGCCAGUGACCCCCUGACCUCCUGUGACCCCCUGACCUCCCGUGACCUCCCGGUUCACUGCCCUUGCUGCGGCGAGCAACAGCGUUUCCACAGCCUGAACUCACUCCGCGUUCACCUGGACUGUCGCCACUCGUACCACUCACCUGACGUGAUCUCAGCUGGCUUCAGCAUCACCGGAAAACUCCCCGACCCUCUGAUGGCGGCGAUCCCCUGGUACGACAUGAGCCUCCCGACCCGCAGGGGACAGCAGAGUGCAGAGCGGCCACCUCACGUACGCUCCCUCAGCGACAGCAGAGAUAGUGGCUACCUGCACUCGUACAGUUCUGUGAGGAGGUGCACACACAGUGUCGGUGUGGGGAUGCAGGAGGAGGAGGAAGAUGAAGACAGAAAUGAAGGAAGAAAUGAGGAAGAUAUCAAAAUAUCCACAAAAAAAUCAGACACAGGCCAACAUCUCUUCCUGUUCCCUCCUCUCAGACCACCACCAGACCUGGACCCAGACCUGGACCCAGACCUGGACCCAGACCUGGACCCAGUCCUGGACCCAGUCCUGGACCCAGUCCUGGACCCAGUCCUGAAUGUGGUUGAGCAGAGGUCUUUCUCUGGUGUGGAGACGGCGUGUGCGUGUGCAUCGGCGUGUGCGUGUGCAGCAGCAGUGCUGCGGCGGCGGCGUCUGUCCCGCCUCCUGCAGAGACGUCUGUCCACAGUGAGCACAGAGCUGGUUCACACUGACACGGAGCUGCUGUGUGAACGCGCUCACUCUCAACAGCUGAUCCAGGAGAGACAGGAAGUGGCCGAGCGGCAGCGCUCACUGAGUCGGCAGGUGGACGUGGCGGUCGUGGUGAUCGCCACGCUGAGGGAGCAGAUCAACGCCUCGGAGAACGAACUGGAGCGAAGAGAGAGGGAAGUGAUCACCAUCCAGAAGUUUCUGGAAACAGCAGCUCGACAGGAGACGAGCGGAAAAGUCCGGAUCCAGCGUUUCAUCGAGAACCUGCUGAGACGCAUCGAUGUGACUGAGAGACUGGUCGAGUAUUACCAGCAGCAAAGUGAUAACAGACGUGACAGAAUCAUAAAAAGCAGAUCAGCUGUUGGUCCACUGUCCUCUGGUUGCCAGGACAACAGAACACACUCCUCCCACUUUAGUGGCCGUCCUUUGUUCUGUAAAGUGGGCGGGGACCAGGAACGCCGGGAACUCCAGGAACUCCGGAAACACCGGGAAAACCGGGAACGUCUGGCUCAGUCGUCCAAACUCUUCUGUCGACCCGAACACAGAGAUGACAUCUGGAACCACCGGCGCCGCCGAUCCACCGGGUACGAGACCUAGAACACACCAGGGUGAGGGGGCGGAGUCAAGGAGUCAACACAUUUCACAGUGAUUUUAUUUCAGUGUGAAAAAGUCUUUCACUGAUGAAAGGAUGAAUAUGAACUCACACUUAAAGGUGCAGUACACAGGAUUUAAUUUUUCUCUUCAUUAAUGAAUAAUUCCACAGUAACACACACACGCAAACACACACAUAAACACGUGAUAAUCAUGUUUUCAUUCACUGAACAAACAGAACAUUUAGAGUACAUGAAUGUCGUCGUCAUGGCGGCAGAGUUGCUGGUUCAGUGACAAACAAAGAUCUUCUCUGUGGACAGAUGCAUUAACUACAGCAUUAUGUUUUUGGUCAUGUGACCACUCGUGUUCAUUGUGUGUGUGUCAGGGUAAACAGGAAGCUGAUGUUUUUUUUUUACUCUCACUGACAGGAAGUGUUAGCUACAUUCUGAUUGGCCGCUGGUCGUCCAAUCAUGGCUGAAACAAUCAGGAAGAGGAACGUGGAUGUUUACAAACGUCACAGACUCUGAGUUAGUUACCAUGGCAACAUACUCUGUGAACCUAACCUGCUGAGCUUGAAGCAGCUUCUGACACAUUCAUUCAUUUAUUCACAGUCGUACCAGAAGUAAUGAUGUGACUUCAUUAUUAUGACUUUAAUAUGGUGACUUGACAACCAGCGAUGAAUCAGUGAAUUUUCUGUUACUAAGCAACCAACUGCUUCCUGUUUACACCUGAAUGUGAUGUCAUGUGACGUGUGUUUUUAAAUGAAAAUCUUUGUUUAUAUAAAUAUAUAUAUUUUAGAUGAUUAAUAAUAGAUGUUGUAAUCUUUUAUAUUGUGUUACUGAUUACUGAUUAGUUAGUCUGUGAGUCGCUGGAAUGUGGUAGAAGAACUUUUAUGAUUUUUAUACUGAGUUUACAUGUGAAACACGAAACCAAGAACCAAUGCAGAACAAACAGAACCAAGAACCAACGCAGAACCAAGAACCAAUGCAGAAUCAACACAGAACCGACACAAAACCAACAUAAAACCAAUGACGCAGAACCAACACAAAACCAAUGACGCAGAACCAACACAGAACCAAUGCAGAACCAGCAACGCAGAAUCAACACACAAUCAACGUAGAGCCAAGAACCAAUGCAGAACCAAGAACCAACACAGAACCAAGAAUCAAUGCAGAAUCAACGCAGAACCCAGAACCAACGACACACAACCAAUGAUGCAGUACCAAUGCAGAAACCACACAGACCCAAUGUAGAACCAAUGUAGAACCAAUGCAGAAUCAACACAGAAACAACAACACAGAAUCACCACAGAACCAGUGACGCAGAACCAACACAGAACUGAUGCAGAACCAACACAGAAUCAACGCAGAGCCAAGAACCAACACAGAACAACGCAGAACCAAGAACCAACGCAGAACAAACAGAACCAAGAACCAAUGCAGAACCAUGAACCAACGUAGAGCCAAGAACCAAUGCAGGACCAAGAACCAAUACAGAAUCAAUGUAGAAUCUACAUAGAACCAACACAGAGCCAAGAACACAGAAUCAGUGACGCAGGACCGACGCAGAAUCAACGUAGAACCAAAAACCAAUGCAGAACCAAUACACAAUCAACACAGAACUAAGAAUCAGUGCAGAACCAAUGCCUGUAUCAAUGUAGAACCAAGAACCAACGCAGAACCAAGACCCAACGCAGAACAAACAGAACCAAGAACCAAUGCAGAUUCAACACAGAACCAAGAACCAAUGCAGAAACGUAGAACCAAGAAUCAACGCAGAACCAAGAAUCAACACAGAACCAACGACGCAGAAUCAACGUAGAACCAACGCAGCACCAAAAACCAAUGUAGAAUCAACACAGAACCAACGCAGAACCAAUACAGAUUCAACACAGAGCCAAGAACCAACACAGAACAACGCUGAAUCAAUGCAGAACCAAGAACCAAAACAGAAUCAACACAGAACAUACACAGAACCAAGAACCAAUGCAGAACAAAUAGGACAAAUGCAGAACCAGCACAGAACCAACAGUCAAAACCAAUGCAGAAUCAACACAGAACGAAGAACCAACACAUAAUCAACAUAGAACCAACGCA